Brassica napus (rape) is the source of this 1290-nucleotide messenger RNA. RefSeq lists its product as uncharacterized. Bases 1 to 1290 code for a protein of 429 amino acids. The record is from RefSeq and is a predicted model, not a curated record. The transcript has a single exon. Lineage: Eukaryota; Viridiplantae; Streptophyta; Magnoliopsida; Brassicales; Brassicaceae.
AUGUUACUGGUGUAUCGUUGCCUCAUAUGUGACUUCAAACUGGAUCUUUCUUGUGCUAAGAACCCACCGUUGCUUGAGGUUGACCAGGAUCAACAUAAACUCCACCUCCUUAAGAAGAAAGUCUCCUUCACUUGUGAUGCUUGCGAGUUAGAAGGUGAUCGAUCUCCUUAUCUUUGCCUCCCUUGCAAUUGCAUGUUUCAUGUCCGUUGUGUCAAUCUCGGACAUGGCUCACCACGCAUAUGUUCCAUUCUCCCUGGAAUUUGGUAUUGUGGUUGUGGUUCGGUCCAUUCAGAUGUUGUUGAAUGUGGAAAGAUAAAAGAACUUGAAGAAAAAUUGAACGACGGUGAUGAUGACGACGAUGAUGUUGUUAUUGGGCCUGUUUGUACAGAUGUCAAUACAAUAAUACUCCAUUUCACACAUGACCAUUAUCUAAAAUUUCACCAAGAUGGUCGAGUUGAUGAUGUGAAUGCAAGAUGCAAUAUGUGCAAGUUAUCUGUUGCUUCUACUCCCCAUUACGCUUGCAUAGUUUGUUCUUUCUUCCUUCAUCAAAGAUGCACUGAGCUCCCUCGGAGAAAGAGAUCUAUUCUUCAUGACCAUCAUCAACUUUGUUUGGAAGGCAGUAACUCCACACCAGAUUUGGAGUUUCAUCAAAAUUACUUUUGUUGCAAUGCUUGUGGCCAUUUUAAUGAUGGUAUCAAGUAUACAUGUCAUCCAGGUUUCAACUUGGAUAUAGGAUGCGCUUCAAUCACUUUGCCCUUCAAAUCUGAUAUCCAUCCACACACACUUACUUUUGUAUCAACUAGCAAAAGAAAAUGUGGCGUCUGCGAGUUAUGGGCUUCCCCUGUUCUGUCUUGUGGUGAAUGUGAUUUCUUUUUGGGUUUUGAUUGUGCUCAGUUACCUGUAUUGGCAAGUCACAAGUACGACAAGCAUGCUCUCCGCUUAACCGGGGAUGUAACUCGUAGAGAUGAUUACUGGUGCGAGAUUUGUGAGAAGAAAGUUGACGGGAAUGCAAUAUUCUAUACUUGUGAUGACAGCUCUUGUUGCUCCACCUUUCACACUCAUUGUGUAAUUGGUGGUCUAAACUUGGAUUUACAUUUCUGCUUCAUGUUGUUUGGCCGUCAGUAUGUGGUGGAUGACAACACUUUUGCUGCGCCAAGACAUUGCUGCAUAUGUGGCUUAGGAUGCAAAGGUCCCAAGGUUAUAAAGAUCAAUCAGGUUGGCCAUGCUGAUAAGUACUUGUGUUCUUCUAGCUGUUUGAUGAGAAACCGCUAUCUUCUACAGAAUGUGUAA